AUGGAAACAUUUAUAUUUUUGUGGACAUGUAUUUUUCUACCCCUAGUAAGAGGGCACAGUCUUUUCACCUGUGAACCAAUUACUGUUCCCAGAUGUAUGAAAAUGGCCUACAACAUGACGUUUUUCCCUAAUUUGAUGGGUCAUUAUGACCAGAGUAUUGCUGCUGUGGAAAUGGAGCUUUUUCUUCCUCUUGCAAAUCUGGAAUGUUCACCAAAUGUUGAAACUUUCCUUUGCAAAGCUUUUGUACCAACCUGCACUGAGCAAAUUCAUGUGGUUCCACCCUGUCGGAAAUUUUGUGAGAAAGUGUAUUCUGAUUGCAAGAAAUUAAUGGACACUUUUGAUAUCCGAUGGCCUGAGGAACUUGAAUGUGAUAGAUUACAGUACUGUGAUGAGUCUGUUCCUGCAACUUUUAACCCACACACAGAGCUUCUUGGUCCUCACAAGAAAUCAGAACAAAUCCGAAGAGACAUUGGAUUUUGGUGUCCAAGGCAUCUUAAGACUUCUGGGGGACAAGGCUAUAAGUUUCUGGGAAUUGACCAAUGUGCACCUCCAUGCCCCAACAUGUAUUUUAAAAGUGAUGAGCUAGAGUUUGCAAAAAGUUUUAUUGGAAUAGUUUCAAUAUUUUGUCUCUGUGCAACCCUUUUCACAUUCCUUACUUUUUUAAUUGAUGUUAGAAGAUUCAGAUACCCAGAGCGACCUAUUAUAUAUUACUCUGUCUGUUACAGCAUUGUAUCUCUCAUGUACUUUAUCGGAUUCUUGCUCGGCAAUAGCACGGCGUGCAAUAAGGCAGAUGAGAAACUGGAACUUGGCGACACAGUUGUUCUAGGCUCUCAAAAUAAGGCUUGCACCAUUUUGUUCAUGUUUUUGUAUUUUUUCACCAUGGCUGGCACUGUGUGGUGGGUGAUGCUUACCAUUACUUGGUUCUUAGCUGCUGGCAGAAAAUGGAGUUGUGAGGCCAUUGAACAAAAAGGAGUGUGGUUUCAUGCUGUUGCGUGGGGAAUACCAGGUUUUCUCACCAUUAUGCUUCUUGCCAUGAACAAAGUUGAAGGAGACAACAUUAGUGGGGUCUGCUUCGUGGGCCUUUAUGACCUGGAUGCUUCUCGCUACUUCGUCCUCUUGCCACUGUGCCUUUGCGUGUUUGUCGGGCUGUCUCUUCUCUUAGCUGGCAUUAUUUCCUUAAAUCACGUUCGACAGGUUAUACAGCAUGAUGGCCGGAACCAAGAGAAACUGAAGAAGUUUAUGAUUCGAAUUGGAGUCUUCAGUGGCCUGUAUCUUGUGCCAUUAGUAACUCUUCUGGGGUGCUACGUCUACGAGCAAGUAAACAGGAUUACCUGGGAGAUAACUUGGGUCUCUGACCACUGUCGUCAGUACCAUAUCCCAUGUCCUUAUCAGGUAAAUACAGAAACUCGACCAGAACUGGCCUUAUUUAUGAUAAAAUAUCUGAUGACAUUAAUUGUUGGCAUCUCUGCUGUCUUCUGGGUUGGAAGCAAAAAGACAUGCACAGAAUGGGCUGGAUUUUUUAAACGAAAUCGCAAGAAAGAUCCAAUCAGUGAAAGUCGAAGAGUGUUACAGGAGUCAUGUGAGUUUUUCUUAAAGCACAAUUCUAAAGUUAAACACAAAAAGAAGCACUACAAGCCAAGUUCACAUAAACUGAAGGUCAUUUCCAAGUCCAUGGGGACCAGCAGAGGAGUGACGGCCAAUCAUGGUACUUCUGCAGUAGCAAUCACUAGCCACGAUUACUUAGGACAAGAAGCUCUGACCGAAGUACAGACUUCACCAGAAACGUCAGUGAGAGAGGUGGGAGCGGAUGGAGCGAGCACCCCCAAGUUAAGAGACCGGGACUGUGAGGGGCCUGCCUCCCCAGCAGCACCCAGCUCCAGACUCUGCGGGGAACAGACGGACAGGAAAGGCCAAGGCCGGGCAGGCAACGUGAAUGACCAGAGCAGUGUGUCUGAAAGUGCGCGGAGUGAAGGAAGGGUGACCCCGAAGAGUGAUGUCCCCGAAGCUGGCCCAGUACAGAGCAACAGUAUGCAGGCGUCCAGUUCUCCAGAGCCAAGCAGCCUCAAAGGCUCAACAUCACUGCUUGUUCACUCGGCUUCAGGAGCUGGAAAAGAGCAGGGCGCCGGCGAUCAUUCAGAUACUUGA
Molecule: messenger RNA, 2145 nt
Organism: Rangifer tarandus platyrhynchus (Svalbard reindeer)
Lineage: Eukaryota; Metazoa; Chordata; Mammalia; Artiodactyla; Cervidae
Source: the annotation of a GenBank genome assembly